Messenger RNA from Daktulosphaira vitifoliae (grape phylloxera), 306 nucleotides. Its product is annotated as ATP synthase subunit d, mitochondrial-like. Bases 1 to 306 code for a protein of 101 amino acids. The transcript is spliced from 2 exons. Gene Ontology annotation, molecular function: proton transmembrane transporter activity. The record is from RefSeq and is a predicted model, not a curated record. Gene Ontology annotation, biological process: proton motive force-driven ATP synthesis. Lineage: Eukaryota; Metazoa; Arthropoda; Insecta; Hemiptera; Phylloxeridae.
AUGUUUACAUCAUGCCCAGAAGCACCUAAAAUUGAUUGGUCCAAAUAUAAGAAUGCUAUUCGUAUCACUGAUUUAUUAGAAAAUUUUGAAAAGCAAUACAAUGCUGUUAAAAUUCCAUAUCCUGAAGACAAAUAUACAGCAUCUAAAUUGUUGCCAUAUUCCCAAAUGACUUAUAAAGAUGCUGCUUAUAUUGAGCCUGAUUUGACAUUAGGUCUUGAAAACAAGCCAUCAUUCUGGCCUCAUCAAGAAAUGAAUGUAUUUGAUAAGCCACAAGAAGAAGGAUCAGAAAAACAAAAAAAAAGUUGA